AUGCAUAGGGACAAGUUUCAACCAAAAGCUUCUCCUUGUGUGUUCAUUGGAUAUCCCUACGCUAAAAAGGGUUACAAACUCUUCAACUUAAAUACCAAGUCAGUUUUGUACUCUAGAGAUGUCAUUUUUCAUGAAUCUGUAUUCCCCUAUCAAUUGAUACACUCUACUUCUUCUUCUUCUUCUACUCCAACUUCAUCCUUUCCCAUGUACUCCUUUGAUACACAUUCUGAUUUGCAUAGUUCCAAUCCACCUGGACCUUCCUCUCCAACUGUCUCCAUCCCAUCUAACUCACCUACUCCUGAUCCUUUUUUACCACCUGAACAUGAUCAUGUUCAGCCCACCUUCCCAACACAUGAGUUAGAACCUCAACCUCAUCCAUUUCCUAUGAUUAUAAAAAGUUCUAGAACCCACCACAUACCAUCUCACUUGAAGUACUAUGUUGUACAACUUCCACCUUCCCUUUCCUCUUCCACUUCUUCCUCCUUUUCUGCUACACAACAUGUACUAGUAGAACCUCAUUCUUACACUCAGGCUGCUGCUAGCCCCGCUUGGCAGGAAGCUAUGGCCAAAGAGUUUGAAGCCUUGGAGGCAAAGAAGACUUGGCAGAUUGUUGAAUUACCUUUUGACAAGAAACCAUAG
Molecule: messenger RNA, 639 nt
Organism: Nicotiana tabacum (common tobacco)
Lineage: Eukaryota; Viridiplantae; Streptophyta; Magnoliopsida; Solanales; Solanaceae
Source: RefSeq, a predicted model, not a curated record